Messenger RNA from Xiphophorus couchianus (Monterrey platyfish), 1859 nucleotides. RefSeq names its product chromosome 8 C18orf54 homolog (gene c8h18orf54). Bases 210 to 1793 code for a protein of 527 amino acids. The record is from RefSeq and is a predicted model, not a curated record. Lineage: Eukaryota; Metazoa; Chordata; Actinopteri; Cyprinodontiformes; Poeciliidae. The transcript has 15 exons.
UGACUACUUCCUGUUAGCAACCUGUCAGUUCAAACUGACUCUGAGCAGCUUAGUUGUAGACCGUAACCAGGGAGUCCUCCUGGAUUAACCGUUACCCCACGGCUGCACAUGGAUAAAACACAUUUCAGACCAUAAAAUGUUUUUCGGUUAUUUUCGUCCAUGUUUGCAGCUUCCGGUUCUCUUCGCAGCGCAGCUCGGCGGAGUUUAGGAUGGAGUCCAGCAGCCUGGGGAGCGACUGUCUGUCCCCGGAGUCGACGGUGACGUCUCUGCUGUCGCGCUCCGGCCACCUGCGCAGCGGCCUGCAGCCUGCGGGCCGCAGCGCCAGCGCCACCUUCAGGUUCAGAGACCAGGUCUUUGAUUCGGCGUCGGCGGCGCUGGACGCCUACAUCACAGACUUCAACCGCAGCUGCCAGCAGUGCAGGUCGCUGACGGCGUCGCUGGUUCUGCCACGCAGCCAGCCGGCCAAUCACAGGACGGCCAGAAACAGAGACGUCCUCCGGGAGCGUCUGACCGACAGGGAGCUGGACUUCCUCAGCCUCCCCGUCAGCUCCCUCCAUCACCGCCUGAACCGCGACCGCAUCUCCAUGACAACAGAGGAGCUGCUGUCCAUCCCCUGCGACGGCUCGAUGCCCGUCACUCACACGUCUGCCUUCAUCCGAGGCGUCCUGUGCCGGUCCCGGGGUUCUGAACCGGUCCCGUCCUGCGCCGGAUCCAGACUCAGCAGCAGCCAUGUUGCUCACCAACACCUUCACCUGGACCCAGGGCCUCCAGACCAGUACCAGAACCAGAAACAGAACCGUUUUCCUGCUAGGACCUCCAGGUCGAGAGGGAGGCUGCAGACGGACAGACUGAGCCAGUCUGCUGACAUUCCUGCUUCUGCACACAGAGCUGCAGAUCUGCACCUUCCUCGCUGGGUGACCAGCAACAAGUCGGUCCUGGGCUGCUCUGAGGUCAGCAGCCUGCCGGACCUGACCUACCCCAGCUGGGUCCUCCGCGCCGCCGAGCCGCCGCCCUGGGAGGAGCGCGGCGAUGCUUCACCUGGAGCGGCCAGAGGGAGAGCUCCGUCCUGGGUGUUGGACCUGGAGAUGGACGAAGAGCUGAAGGCAGCACCAGCACAGCUGAGAGGGAGGUCAAAGUGUGUGGUUCAGGCUGAAGGGGAGCAGACGCUCCGAGAGCUGCGGCUGCAGCUGGCCGAACACAUCUCUGCCCUCACUGCCCAGGGGAACGGAUCCGGCAGCCUGGCGGCGCCGUUCAGAGACAACAGGAUCGAGUCUCUAAUCCAGAAGGCCGAUCAGGUUCUGGACGCCCUGAGUUCUGGAGGAGCAGAAGGUUCUGGAGGAGCAGGAGGUUCUGCAGGAGCAGAGGGUUCUGGAGGGAAAGUGAGUCCUGUUGGCACCGAGGACCUGCUGCUGUCCUCGCCUCUUCGCUGCCCCUCCCCCACUCUAACCACAGAGCUGGAGUCGGAUCAGACUCUGCUGGAUCAGGAGGUUUUGAGCAGUGGUUACCAUGGAAACGACACUGGUACGCAGCCCGGCCCGGUGGAGGCCAUGAAGCAGAUGCUGUUCCGGCUCCAGGCCGUGGAGGCGGAGCUUCAGAGGCAGCGGAUGGACGCCGACGGACAGAAGACGCCGGAGAAACAGGAAGCCGACGUUGAUCCAGAGCUGCAGAGUUUCCCAGGAAGUCCAUCGCUAAAGAGAGUCGGGCUGUACCUGAACCGCCUGAAGCUGCUGGUGGAGGAUCCGGGUCAGAGAGGAAGACGGACGGACUCCUCCUCCCAGCAGGACUCGUCCUGAAGCAGACGGGCCGGCCCGGUUCUGCUGACGUUCUGAACCUCGGACUAAAAUAAAAACGUUUCAGUA